AUGGUAGUUAAAGUAGAAUUACUUGGAGGGUUGGACAUGCUCUUUAAGAAGCAAAAGGAGCUCUCUCUGGAGCUUGCAGAACUAGGGGAAGACAAGACACUAAAGUCCUUGAUCCAUUUCAUGGCUGAGAAAAUCGAAAGCCCUACUCAAAAAGAACUUUUUUAUCUGGAUGGCACGGUUCGUCCUGGUAUUAUCGUCUUGGUGAAUGAUCAAGACUGGGAACUUCUCGAUAAAGAGGAGUAUCUUCUUGAAGACAAGGAUCAGGUUGUUUUUGUGUCUACUUUACAUGGAGGUUAG
This is a messenger RNA of Schizosaccharomyces osmophilus, 297 nucleotides long. It is a transcript of the gene urm1, whose product is annotated as ubiquitin-like protein modifier Urm1. Gene Ontology annotation, molecular function: protein tag activity. NCBI's taxonomy places the organism in Eukaryota, Fungi, Ascomycota, Schizosaccharomycetes, Schizosaccharomycetales, Schizosaccharomycetaceae. The transcript has 4 exons. Gene Ontology annotation, biological process: protein urmylation; tRNA thio-modification. Gene Ontology annotation, cellular component: nucleus; cytoplasm. Bases 1 to 297 code for a protein of 98 amino acids. The record is from RefSeq and is a predicted model, not a curated record.